AUGUCGCUGCUCGGGACCCUUCGCCCACUCAUUUGUGCAAUUGCCGUUUCGGUGUGCUGCGGCGCAGCUCCCAAGAACCGGCAGGGGAAGUUUGAGGCUGAGACGUUGGAGGCUGAAGUCUCCCAGGAUGGUCACAUCGCGAUGCACAACUCGUUGAAACCUUCCUUCAAGGAUCCAGACACCGAAUUCAUUGAGCUGGAGGAGGAGGAGGAGGAGCAGGAGCAGGAGGAGGAGGAGGGGGAGGAUGAGAAACAUGAUGAGGACGCCGAGCAGGAGUCAGCGGGAUGUCGUCGGCGAGAUUGUCGUCGGCGUUUUACUUGUCAUAGGAGGAGAGUGAAUUGCGUUUGGGCGACAUGGAAACCUUGGACUCAGUGUAGCAAGGCUUGUGCCACGGGCAAGACAACCAGAGUCCGCCCAUUUGCCAGAGCGGCCGCCCACGAGGGCUGCGCCUGCACUGGGCCCAGCAAGGAGGAGAAAACUUGCAAUACUCAUGCUUGUCCCAUCAACUGCGCGUGGGGCAAAUGGAACGCCUGGCAAAAGUGCUCCAAGCCCUGCGGCGGUGGGGAGCAGAAGCGGAACCGGCCCGUGGCCAAAGCGGCUGCCCACGGCGGAAAGAAGUGCGACGGCGCAGCAGAGGAGAAGAAAAAGUGCAACGAACACAAGUGCCCCAUUGAUUGCGUGUACGGCGAGUGGGGCGAGUGGGCUGACUGCAGCGUCACUUGUGGCAAUGGGACCCGUAAGCACACCAGAGAGGUGGAGACGGAAGCGCAACAUGGAGGUAAAGAGUGCGAGGGAGAAGCUGAAGAAGAAGGGCCAUGUGAUCCGGUGCCUGAGAAGUGCGGGGCACUCGGGUCGCAGGUGUUUCGGGCCCCUGAAACGGGGCAUAAGGCUCCAGAUCGGGAGACCUUCUACCAGAGCUUCGCAUUCCUCUGGACCUUUGUUCUACGGCUGGCCGCGACAAGGGGCCAUUUGACUCGAUUCAACAGGUGCCGGCUUCGAGUUCUGCCGCCCGGCGCCAGAGCGGGAGUUCAAGUACCACAGGUGAAACCUGGUCCAGCGCUUCACUCCAGGAAUGGAAGCUUCGAUUGGAUUCGAACGGCCAACGAGAAGGAAGAUCGUGAUCUGCGUGCGCAGACGGCCACGCUGACGCUGAAGGCCUGCCGAGCCUGUGGAUAUCAGCUCUCAGCGGGUGGUGUGGUGCCCUUGAGGCAUACGGAUAUGAUGGUUGAAGGCGCCAUUUUGCGGCGGGAAUGGGAUGAGAGAAGGUGGCCGCGCGCCUGGGCCCCCCCGAGCCGGGGCUUCUUCAGCUCGCCCGCGCCGCCGCGGCUGACGACCGCCGCGCAGGGCACAGCGCUGGACGCGGCGCUGGCGCUCGCGGAGCGCCGCGCGCGGGUGGCGGUGCUGAGUGCGGCGUCCGCCGGGGGCGCCCAGGGGGAAACCGAGCUGCGGUACCCAGCCUACCAUCCGUGCGGUGGAUUCCGCACUGGUGGGCGGCACGCCUUGGAGGAGUCGAUGUGCGUCCAAUCCACGUUGUCCCUCUCGUUGCAGCGCGCGCUCUACAUCUCCAGACAUGGAAACGCUCAAGUGUCCGUGCCAGAACGCUUGAAGCGCGACCAAAGGAGCGAGUGGUUCUGCUACAUCCCAGAGACCGGUGGGAUCUUGAGCCCCAAGGUGGAGGUCUUCCGCAAGGGCUCCGCGGAAGGUUAUGGCUUUCUGCCGAGCCCUGUGGAGUUGGCGUCCGUGGUCAGUGUGGCCAUGCCCAACAAGAACCCCAACGUCAAGGACUCCCCGUUGGAUGCUCCUGAGUCGCCUGAUGAGUACCGAGCGUUGCUGGUGGCCAAGCUCAAGGUGGCCUUGGGCGCCGCCGCCAUGAGCGGUGCCAGCGCGUGCGUGGUGCCUGGCCUGGGGUGCGGAGUCUUCAAGAACGAUCCAGGAGAUGUGGGUGCUGCCUUAGGCGAGGCGAUCGCCUGGGCGCCCUUGUGUGGGAAGCUCCAAGAGGUGAUCCUGGCAGGAGUCCCAAAGGCCCUGGAGGCCGCCGCCCGGAGGCUCUGGCUAUGCAUCAGGGUGAACGCUGAGAAGCAAUGA
This is a messenger RNA of Durusdinium trenchii, 2085 nucleotides long. The record is from the annotation of a GenBank genome assembly. Lineage: Eukaryota; Dinophyceae; Suessiales; Symbiodiniaceae.